Molecule: messenger RNA, 6258 nt
Organism: Chelonia mydas (Green sea turtle)
Lineage: Eukaryota; Metazoa; Chordata; Testudines; Cheloniidae
Product: zinc finger protein 501-like
Exons: 4
Coding region: 651-2606 (651 amino acids)
Biological process (GO): negative regulation of transcription by RNA polymerase II
Cellular component (GO): nucleus
Molecular function (GO): RNA polymerase II cis-regulatory region sequence-specific DNA binding; DNA-binding transcription repressor activity, RNA polymerase II-specific
Source: RefSeq, a predicted model, not a curated record
GGGAAUGGGGAGAGAGGCUAGUGAUAAAGGAGAGCGAUCGUCAGAGAUACAAUGGGCGCUCCCCCACCGCAUCGUGCGGGGGGGCUGCCCUACCCAUCAGCCAGCUGGGGAUUUUGUUUUCAGAGGAAAUGGUCACGCUGGCGGGGGGAGUAGGGGACUAACCCCUAAGGGCUCCAAAGUUACAAGGCAAAUAGCCCCACAGAACUGGCCCCCAACAGACACACUCUUUCACUAUUUUCUUAAGCCAGACUCACGAUUUCUGGUCUCUGGCUCCUGACUGGGACCGUCUGGGGUGGCAGGAUGGACCAGGGCCCCUCUUGGAUUUCUGAGCAGGAUUCAGGGCUCAGAGUCACCGCCAGAACAGCAGGGGUAGAUCCGAGUGAGCUAAUGAGAUCAGCCUGGGACUGCUGGAGGAGAGUGGGGUACUCAGUCGUCAGCUGCUGCCACCAGAGGGAGAAGAGGCUAGUGUCUGCCUCUCUCUGGCCUGAAGAAGUGAUGUUGACUGUUCUCCAGCAUAUAAUGUUUAUUUAUGUUUCUGAUAUUUCUGUUCUUUACUAUAGAUUCAACCAAUUCAACUGAAUUUAGUCUUACUGGCCUGUAAUUGCCAGGAUUGCCUCUGGAGAUUACGUUAGGUAUCGUCCAGUCUUCUGAUGCCGGUGACUUUCGAGGAUGUGGCUGUGUAUUUCACCAAGGGGCAGGGGGCCCUGCUGGACCCCAGUCAGAGAGCCCUGUACAGGGAAGUCAUGGAGGAGAAUUACGAGAAUGUGACCUCACUGGGAUUUCCCAUUCCCAAACCUGACCUGAUCACCCGGCUGGAACGAUGGGAAGAGCCGUGGGUACCCGAUCUCCAGACCUGCCAGGAAAGGGAGAUUCUGAGAGAUACCCACAUAGCAGGUGAUGAGCAAGAGAGUGAGAAAGAGGAGGAGAAUCAACAUCAGGAAUUUCCUGGGAAAGUGGAACCACAGGGGACCUUUGGGAGAAGAGCUGAAGGGAAUUUCUCGCAAUGCUUGGAACAAGGAAAAGCCUCUGGAAAUCAGCACUGGUCAGAGAGGCUAUUCAGAAACCAGCCUACCAAGAAAGUGGCUGAAUCUAUUAAAUAUGUGGGAGGAUGCAAGGAUCCUGAGGAAACCACAGCCCAGCAGACAAAUCACAAGAAAGAGAGACCCAAUCAGUGCUUCAAAUGUGGGAAACAAUUCAUUCUGAGAUCACACCUUCUUACACAUCAGACAAUCCAUAUGGGAGGGAAACCCCAUAAAUGCUUUGAGUGUGGGAAGAGCUUUAGCCACAGCUCAUACCUCACUGCACAUUGGAGGACCCACACUGGAGAGAGACCCUAUAUAUGCUUGGACUGUGGGAAAAGCUUCAGUAACAGCUCAAACCUCACUAAACAUCGGAGAAUCCACACAGGAGAAAGACCAUAUAAAUGCCCAGACUGUGGGAAAUGUUUCAUUCAGAAGUCAAGCCUUGUUACACAUCAGACAACCCACACUGGAGAAAGACCCCAUAGGUGCUUAGACUGUGGGAAAAGCUUUAGCCACAGCUCAUACCUCAUUAGACACUGGGGGACCCACCUGGGAGAGAGACCCUAUAAAUGUCUCGAGUGUGGGAAAAGUUUCAUUCGGAGCUCGCACCUUAGUAGACAUCAGAGAAUUCAUACUGGAGAUAAACUUCAUCAAUGCCUCCACUGUAGGAAAAGUUUCAUUGAGAGACCAAACCUUAUUAGACAUCAGGUAAUCCACACAGGAGAGAGCCCCCAUAGGUGCUUGGAGUGUGGGAAAAGUUUCACACAGAGAUCAGCUCUUGUUACACAUCAAGCAAUCCACACAGGAGAGAGACCUCAUAAGUGCUUGGACUGUGGGAAAAGUUUCAUUCAGAGAACAAACCUUAUUUCACAUCAGACAAUACACACAGGAGAGAAACCGCAUAAAUGCUUGGAUUGUGGGAAAAGUUUUGCUUACAAUUCAGGCCUUAUUGUGCAUCAGAGAAUCCACACAGCAGAGAAGCCCUAUAAAUGUUUGGACUGUGGAAAAAGUUUCAGUCACAAAUCAAAUCUUACUAAACAUCAGAGAAUCCACAUGGGAGAAAGGCCAUAUAAAUGCCUGGACUGUGGGAAAUGUUUCAUUCAGAAAUCAAGCCUUGUUAUACAUCAGACAACCCACACUGGAGAGAGACCCCAUAAGUGCUUGGUCUGUGGGAAAAACUUUAGCCACAGCUCAUACCUCACUAGACAUUGGAGGACCCACACGGAGGAGAGACCCUAUAAAUGCCUUGAGUGUGGGAAAAGUUUCAUUCAGAGCUCACACCUUAUUAGACACCAGAAAAUUCAUACUGGAGAUAAACCUGAUAAAUGCCUCCACUGUGGGAAACGUUUCACUGAGAGAACAAACCUUAUUAGACAUCAGGCAAUCCACACAGGAGAGAGCCCCCAUAAAUGCUUGGAGUGUGGGAAAAGUUUCAAUCAGCGAUCAAACCUUAUUAUACAUCAAAGAAUCCACACAGGCUAUAACCUUCAUAAAUGCCUUGACUGUGGGAAAAGCUUCAAUAUGAGCUCAGAGCUUACUAAACAUCAGAGAAUCCACAAGCGUGAGACCCUAGAAAUAGCUUGACUGUGGGAAAAGAUUCAAUCUGAGUUCACACAUCAGUGAACCACACAACAGAGAGACCUUGAAAGUGGGGGAAGCUUCCAUUGAUUGCUCCCAUAGUAUCAGGCAUCAGCAAAUUCACACAGGGAAGAAACCUCUAAGACGUUCCCAGGGUGGAAAAUGCUCCAAGUGUAGAUAACACCAUAUUAGACUGGUCUAACCAAACCCAAGGCAGAGGAUGGGAAGCCCCAAUCAGCCCCAUCUCCCUGCUGCAGUCUUGGUUGCUGAGCGAAUGGGCCACAGGUGGGGGAAGGAAGAGAGAAAAACUUCCCCAGCUGCUCCCUCGGCCUGGCUGAAGUUUCCCCCUCUCCCAUCCUUUCCAGAUGGGAUCCCCCUUCCAUGGAGAUUAAGAGAAGGACACUUGGGCUUGGCCCCACCUUCUGUCUAGACACCUUUCCCACCCCCACAUCUUCCACCAGCCCCUGGGCUGGGCUACUCCAAUUACCUUGAGCUGUUCCCUGGAACGGGGGUGUCCAGAAAGGCUGGUAACUCCUUCCCUCCCCAAAUCCCCCAGGGCACUGGGAUCUGUGGGAUCAAAUAUUGAGGGACCAGGAGGAUCGUUUUGUGCAAGGAACUGGGGAUUAAAUGUUUGAAGCUUCUGGAACUAGGAAGCAGAGCAAGCUGGGUGCUGGGGCUAUCGAAUGUUUGAGGAUCAUGGGUUAAGAGAGGGAGAACACAGGGGAUGGAUUUCCACAGGGCUUUUUGUAGGAGGCCCAGAGAUCCCACCUCUGCCCCCACAGCAUCAGCCUCUGAGGUUCUCUUUAUGUUAGGAAAUGUGGUCGGGAUUAGCCAGCGCAUCUCCGUGACCCUCCAUCAGAUUCCUAGUAAUAAACUGACCCUGAGCAUCUUAUCCCCCUGUUAGCAGAGUGAUGGCCAGUCCCUGAGUUCCCCUUUUGGGGCCAGAUUGUCUCAUUCUCAGAAAUUCUCACAUUAGUUCAGGCCGAGGUGAACACCAUUUAUUGUUUGUACAUUUUCUACCUUAUGGACCAGAAUUAACUAGAUGUUAAAAAAUUGGAGCAGUGACAGUAAAUGUUGUUCUAGCUUCUGUGCUAUUCGAGGGUGAUGGGGUGAGUUGCAGGGAUUCCCUCCUUCCCUCAUCACUAUCACACUCCACCCUUGGCACAGUAACUCUGUCCAAGCAAUAGAGAGUUUUGUCCUCUCCCCAUUCUACCCCUCCAUCUCCCAAAGGGUCACUUCCACAGUGGCCUUGGCUCUCCAUGCUUAGGAAUCACAGUUUGAUUUCUAUGAUCCUAAAUCAGACUCCUGAAGGCUGGAGAAGAAAGUGUCACAGACCUGGGAGUGGGCAGGGAAAUCCCAGUGACCCUCAAAGCACAGUUUGACCUGUCCAGUCUUAUAGCCCUGUUUCCAUCUAUUGAUAAAAUUGCUUCUGGGCUUUUUCUAGGCUAAUCCAGAUCAUUUGUAGAUGGGAAGUUUGGGUGGGUUUUUUUUGUCUUUCUUUUAGCAUAAUGAUGCUAUAACUUUUGUAACUAAUACACACAAAUAAUGAGGCAGGAAGUAAAGCAGGUUUAGCCACUUCAGAAGAACAUGGGUACAUUUAUUUUCCUGAUUUUGAGUCUUAAAAGAUUCUCUGAGAUUUCAGUUUAUGAAUGUGAAAGUGUUUUAUAGCCCAACAUGUAUUGUGGGUUUUUCUUUCUUUGUGAAGGCCGUUUGGUCACAUACUUAAAUAUUAGUUUAAUUUGACAUGAUGUAGCUCAGAUUUGUUGAAGACUUCAUGAGACAAAUUAUCAUUGCCAGAAAAGCCUUUUUAAAAAAAUUAUUAUUUUAACCUGUCUAACCCUUUGUCAUGAGAUCUUUUGUGUGUUGGAACAAUGACAAUGAUCUAUAUCUCUCAGCACAAACACUGAAGGUGAGAGCAAGAUUGACAGACUGAAACAGGGAAAGAAGUUAUUCCCUGAUCCCUGCAGUGAUGUGAGAAACAGUCAGGAGGGGGAGAAGGUGGGAGGAUCAGAGCUAGGAAGCUGCUGGGUUUGCUCUUCAGAGCCAGACAACUGAGGCUGAGAACUGUGAACUCCCUGCAUCAGAGCCAGAGAGAGACAAGAAUAGGUCUAUGAGUGUCGUGUGAAGCUGCCCCUGAACUCUAAAGGGUCAUGAAUGACACCACACAAAGAAUGAUGGGGGCAGGAGGACAGUCUCUCUCGAUUGCUGAAAUGAUGAAGUUGGGUGCAGGCAAGAAGUGAGCUGGGGAUGUCAACAGACCUGGCCAGCCUUGAAGCCAGGCUGACCCCAAUCAUUAUGGCCAGAGAGAUAUGAGGAGCCCUAAACCUGGCUGGUCAUCUGUUAGGAUGUCGAUAUUCAGGCCUGUCUGUAAAGGCCUAUACUCUAAGAAUUUAGGUGUAUUCUUAUCACUUAGCUAGUUACAGAGGUAUAAAAGAAAGAAUCAAAAUCACUGUCUCCUGGUGUAAGGGCCUUCUCUCACUGUGACAGUCUGAGGCCCUGUUCUUAGGCUAAGGCCUUUGGGUAAGCAGCAGAGGCAGCCAUAAGCUGGGAAGCGAACGGUCACCUCACAUUCCAGAUUAGUCACACUGAAAUAAGGCAAUCUGGGGCUGUUACAAAGGUGAUCUGAUCUAUCACCUCCAGAGAAAAGGAAGAGCCUAGAGGAUGUAAAAGGAAGUUCAGUUUGAUAGUUUUCUGUUAGUUAAGAACUCACUUCACAAUAGACACAGCUGGGAAACCCUUAUGUCUUUAUAGAUGUAGUUGUGAAAUCUUCACUUCUGUAUUGUUUUGUCAUUUGUCACUUUGCUAUUGUUUAUUUGCAUGGUCUCUGUCUGCUUCUGUAAUUGUUUCUGUCUGCUGUAUAAUUAAUUUUGCUGGGUGUAAACUAAUUAAGGUGGUAGGAUAUAAUUGGUUAAAUAAUCAUGUUACAGUAUGUUAGGAUUGGUUAGUUAAAUUUCAGUAAAAUGAUUGGUUAAGGUAUAGCGAAGCAGAACUCAAGUUUUACUAUAUAGUCUGCAGUCAAUCAGGAAGUAAGGGGGGGGAAUGGGAACAGAAUGGGGGUGGGGAAAUUGGAAUCAUGUUUUGCUAAGGGGGAGGAAAUUGGAAUCGUGUUUUGCUAAAGGGGAGAAUGGGAACAGGGACACAGGCAAGGUUCUGUGGUGUCAGAGUUGGGAAAGGGGACGCUAAGGAAGGAAAUUGGAAUCAUUGCUUGCUGGAAGUUCACCCCAAUAAACAUCAAAUUGUUUGCACCUUUGGACUUCGGGUAUUGUUGCUCUCUGUUCAUGUGAGCAGGACCAGGGAAGUGAGUGGGUGAAGGAAUAAGCCCCUAACAUCAUCCAUCCCCACUGAAUCUACUGCAGUGUCCUGUGUUGGGACAAGAGAGGCUGUCUCUGCCCCACUCACCCCACCCUGCAUCCCUCCAACCUCAGCUUUUUGGGUUUCCUGCUUUCGGAUUGUUUGCUUUUGUGACUGGGUCCCCGCAUCUCUCAUGGCUUCUUUGCACUUUUCUACCAGUUUGUAAAUGUUGCUGUUGCUGGUGCAUGAGGGAGUUGGGUGCAGCAAUGUGCUGGGCUGGGACUGAAAUGUGCUGAGCUGGGCUGCGGGUGGGGAAGGGAGUCUGUCUUUGUUCCUCCUUUGAAAUAAUAAAGUAGAAUUUUGUUUC